Varanus komodoensis (Komodo dragon) is the source of this 3018-nucleotide messenger RNA. It is a transcript of the gene RAD17, whose product is annotated as RAD17 checkpoint clamp loader component. Gene Ontology annotation, molecular function: DNA clamp loader activity; chromatin binding. NCBI's taxonomy places the organism in Eukaryota, Metazoa, Chordata, Lepidosauria, Squamata, Varanidae. The record is from RefSeq and is a predicted model, not a curated record. Gene Ontology annotation, biological process: DNA repair; mitotic DNA replication checkpoint signaling; DNA damage checkpoint signaling. Gene Ontology annotation, cellular component: nucleus; Rad17 RFC-like complex.
GGGAGGCCCCCGCCUGGAAUGCUGAUGGCCUAAGACGGGGGAGGGAAUGAAAAACGGGCUCUUCUGCUGGAAGGGCUGGGGCAGGUUUCUGGUGAUGGUGAGAAGUAGCCCCGCGCGGCGAAAGAGGUGGAGAGAGGGUUUUAGCGCGUUAUAGCUGGAUAGAGCCCCUCUGAUAGAGUCUCUCCAAAGUCUCUGACAGAGUUUCCUGUUGACCGGAUAGGCUCAAUUCACCAUGCUAAGUCUAAAUGAGAGUGAAUAAGGGCUGCUAAACUUUUGAGGAGAGAAAGGAAAUUGCACAGAUUACAAAAUUUAAGAGGCUACUGGUCAUAUGCUUCGGAUGGAAACUACAGAAGUUGAUGAUGUCAAAAAAUCUUCCAAAAGAAAGAUAAGUCUGGCUAAAGUGACUGAUUGGGUUGAACCAUCUUUUAGUGAUAUCUGUAAGAAUACAGAUCUGUCAUCUAGCAUUCUUCAUAAGAAGUCUUCUACAGAUAAUAAUUACUGUCAGGAGGCUAAAGAGCAUUUCCCUGUGCUAGAAAUUUGGAAAAGUGGGAGAAAAAAAAGAAAGCCAGCUACUAGAAAUGAAAGAGAUAAAUUCUCCAAGCAAAAUUGUAACCAGACUGAACCAUGGGUGGAUAAAUACAAACCAAAAACUCAGAAUGAGCUUGCCACACACAAAAAGAAAAUUGAAGAAGUUGAAACAUGGCUUAAAUAUCAUAUAUUUGAAAGACAACCUAAACAGGGAAGCUCUGUUUUAUUAUUAACUGGUCCUCCAGGAUGUGGAAAGUCUGCAACUGUGGAAGUAUUAGCCAAGGACCUUGGCAUUCAGGUGCAAGAAUGGAUAAAUCCUGUAUCUCUAGACUUCAGGAAAGAUGACUUUCAAAAUGCUUUGAACCAUGAAUCUGAUUUUCAGAUAGUUCCCUAUCAAAGCCAAACUGCCCUCUUUCAAGAAUUUCUGUUAAGAGCAAACAAGUAUGCCAGGCUUCAGAUGGCUGGAGAGUCCACGGGAACUAACAAAAGACUUAUUCUUGUGGAAGAUAUUCCAAACCAUUUUUAUUGUGACCCAAGCAGUUUGCAUGACAUUUUAAGGAAAUUUGUGCGGACAGGCAGAUGCCCUCUUGUGUUUAUUAUAUCAGGUGGCUUCAGUGGAGCCAGCAACCAAUGGUUUCUGUUCCCAAAGGAAAUUCAGGAAGAGCUGCAUAUAUCUAAUAUCAGUUUUAAUCCAGUGGCUCCUACAAUGAUGAUGAAAGUUCUAAAUCGAAUAAGUGUUACAGAGUUCAAUACGAAUGGAGAAAAACCUGAUGUUCCUGGCAAAACUUCAUUAGAAUUAAUUUGCAAAGGUUGUUCAGGUGAUAUUAGGAGUGCAAUAAACAGUCUUCAGUUUUCUUCUUUAAAAGAAUAUUAUUCAGAGGACAACCUGUGGUCACAGAGAAAAAAGAAUUCUACAUUAAAAUGUGAUACAUUGUCUAAAAUAAAGAAGAAGAAGAAUGCUGGUAAUCUGUUAGAAAAUGUGGAGCUACAAGCUAUUGGUGGCAAAGAUGCCUCCAUCUUCCUUUUCCAUGCUUUGGGAAAAAUACUUUAUUGCAAAAGAGAACCAGCAAAAGAGUUGGACUUUCCUCAGCUGCCUGUUCAUUUAUCAGAAUAUGAACGAAAUUCCUUGCUUGUUCAACCAGAGGAUGUCAUUGAAAAAUCACACAUGCCUGGAGACAUUUUUAAUUUAUACCUUCACCAAAACUACAUAGACUUUUUCUCUGAUAUAGAUGAUAUUGUGAGAGCCAGUGAAUAUUUGAGUACUGCUGAUUUCCUUUGCAGUAGGUGGGAUGCACGACCUACACUCCGGGAGUAUAGUGCAUCUGUGGCCACAAGGGGUGUGAUGCAUUCAAACAGAGCCAGAGCCUUUGCCCAGAGCAAAGGAGGAAUGGGCUUUCGGCCCCUUCAUAAACCACAGUGGUUUCUAAUUAAUAAAAAGUAUCAAGAAAACUGCAUUGCUGCGAAAUCCCUCUUUUCAAGUUUCUGUUUGCCACCAGUAUGUCUUCAGACCCAGCUAUUACCUUACCUUGCCAUGCUGACAAAUCCAAUGAGAAAUCAAGCUCAGAUUACUUUUAUUCAAGAUGUUGGAAGGCUGCCAUUAAAGAAGCACUUCAGAAGGCUGAAGCUUGAAACUCUUACUGAUAAGGAUUGUUCAAUAAAUGUCCUGGAUAGUGAUGAUGAAGGGGAUUUUGUUGAGAUGCAACCCCCAAGCAAGCUUAUCGAAAUUCAGAAAAACAAAACCAGUGAAGAAAAUGAACCAGGAGACUUGUUUCAUCAAUUCAGUCAGUCCAGUGGACAUGAACUGCCAGGCAGUCAACCUCAACCCAUUACAGCACAAGCAAUCAUGGAGGAAGAUGAUCUAAACAUAGAGGAAUGUGAUAGUGACUGAAAGUUAUAAAAUGGCAACCCAAAAGCUGUGAUAGUGUUUGUUAGUUCUGAUAUUUUGUAAGAAUUUUAAUGUACAGAGAAUUACCAAUGUGGUUUUUUUUUGCAGGUCGUUGCUAAUUUGUUAUAAAUUCACUUUGGGUAAUGAAUAUGGAUGAUAGCAGAGUGCUGGGUGUCCCCUAGUUGAUUUUGCACUAUAAUGCAGGGGUUGGCAACUUAUGGCCCUCCAGAUGUUUUGGCCUAUAAUUUGCAUAAGCCCUUACCGUUGGCUAUACUGGCUAUGGCUUACAGGUGGUAUAGGCUAAAAUUUUUGGAAGGGCACAAGUUGCCCAAUUCUGCCAAGGCCACAGCUAUGUAUACUGCAAUAUAAGAUUUUGUUUUCCUUCCCUAUAAGGUGACAUGAAAAUCUAUAUUAUAGGGAAAGGCAUUUAUUUGGAAUUUUUAUACCUCUGUUUUUCAGAUAUUUGGGAGAUAACUGUUUUGUGACCAUUUCACAAGUUUAACCCACACCUGCAAUACUAGGGGAAAAUGUACAAAGCAUUUACAUUUUGGGUUGUGUACUAUUUAAAUGUAAAUAAACUUUUGAAUGCCUUGCUUGUAAGUAAA